Messenger RNA from Pieris macdunnoughi, 942 nucleotides. NCBI's taxonomy places the organism in Eukaryota, Metazoa, Arthropoda, Insecta, Lepidoptera, Pieridae. The record is from the annotation of a GenBank genome assembly.
AUGGAGGCUAUACCGGUGAACAAACUGCUACGGUCUCACCCGGACACACUUCAAGUUGUACGGAAUGAGAUCAAUCUGGCCAAACCGGGAGAGAUGAAGGCGGCUGUCAAGAUCCUUAAGGAGUGGGUACAGCAGCAACCGCAUUUUAAAAAGAAGGACUUUAGUGAACAUAUGCUAGAAAAUACGAUAGUAGUGGGAAAGGGAUCGAUGGAGCGAGCGAAGAGACAGAUUGACAAAGUGUGCACUAUGAGGAAUCUGUGGCCACAUUUCUUUGCCAUAGAGGACAUUAGAACCGAAUGCGCAGAAACCAUUGAAGACGCAUGUCUAGCCGUUAUGCCAAAUCUUAACAAAGAACACCAUAGAGUGAUAGUGGUCAAAGCGGGAAGCUCCACAAUUACCUCGCAAAAACUUCUACAACAUUACAAAGUAGGAGUCUGUGUUUCAGAGUACCUAAAGGCCCACGACUAUGUGAAUAGCUACCACUACGUCUUGGACUUGCGACAAGCCAAUAUGACUGACUUCCUUAAAUCCUUCAACCUCACUGAUUUUCGUCAGAUAUACACCAUAUUAGUGGAUUGCUUCGGCAUACGUUUAAAGGGAAUCCACUUGGUGUCAGAGUCUAAGCUGAUAGAUACUCUUAUAGGAAUUCUGAAACAAUUCUUGAAGCCCAAGCUCAUUUCUCGUCUCCAUCAUUACUCAGAUGUUGAUCAAUUGGCCAAAGCUCUCGGUGAAGAGUACCUUCCUCAAGAUGUCGGUGGUAAAGAGAGAUGCGCUAGAGAUAUACAAGAGGAUUGGCUCACCGAGCUAUCGUCUAAAAGCAACAUGGAAUAUAUGCGUAUGAUGCGGGAGGCUACCAUCGACGAAAGCCUUCGGCCGAAAGGGGACUUCAGCCAGGAGUAUGCAGGAAUGCCCGGGACAUUCAGACUUCUCACUGUUGACUAG